This is a messenger RNA of Enterobius vermicularis (human pinworm), 948 nucleotides long. NCBI's taxonomy places the organism in Eukaryota, Metazoa, Nematoda, Chromadorea, Rhabditida, Oxyuridae. The record is from the annotation of a GenBank genome assembly.
AUGACAACUGAAGAGGUACAGACAGAAGCCUCAACUGAACACCCACAAAGCUCAGAAUCCCACUCGAGCACAGUUACAGCAUCAAGUAGAGUAAGCAGUGGUUCCCCUCAGAUAACAACUGAAGAGGUAGAAACAGCAGGCUCAACUGAACAGCGAGAAAGCUCAGAAUCGCACUCGAGCACAGUUACAACAUCAAGUAGAGUAAGCAGUGGGUCCCCUCCAAUAACAACUGAAGAGGUAGAAACAGCAGCCUCAACUGAACAGCCACAGAGCCCAGAAUCCCACUUGAGCACAGUCGGAGUGUCGAGUGAAGCAGGUACGGGGGUUCGUUCAACAAGUUGGGCGGAAACGGUGUCCCCAACGGUAGAAAAUUCUGAGUAUAUGGAUGUCGUGUUUCUAUUUGGAAGUUCUUUGUCCGAGGAGAGUCUCUGCAAGAGGAAAGCGGAAUUGAAUUUAAUUACAAAGGUUGGAGAACAACUUCCUGAAUUGCAAUCCAAUGUAAGCGUUGCUAUAGCAAGUUACGGGUUUCGAAAACGUCUGAAUAAUAGUACAAAAUUUGGGACUUUCAACUGUACUAAGUUUGCUGACGCUGCCGGAUUACAAGAGCUAGUAACUUCAACCAAAUCGACGUUCAUAGAGCAGGAAGAUUAUACAAUGGGCAAAUUUCCUUUAAAAUAUCCAAAAAAGAAUCUAGUUGAUGGUGUGAAAAAGAAUCUAGAGUUGCUUAACCCCCAACCGUAUAUUAUUAUUGUGACCUAUGGAAAAUUUAACGACAAAUUGUAUAAAACGCUUUCUCACCCAGAAAAUGCCACUUAUAACAUUGGAGACUGUAAAAGUGAGGAUGCAGUGGACAAAGCAGCUACUUCAGUUGUGGGCGUCUUACGGAGAAAUUAUGUAACAAAAGCUUUUAAAGAUUUGACAUUUUGCAUCAUGGUUCUGUUUGGAUAA